AUGAGUGAUGGUGGACCUCAGUUUGCGUCUUCUACUCUUCGACGCUUCCUGGCUCGGUGGGGGGUAGAGCACAGGAUCACUUCGCCGUACAACGCCCGUGCAAAUGGCCAUGCAGAAGCAGCCGUCAAGGUGAUUAAGAAGCUGAUACGGACGACUUCUUCACAUGCUUCCCUGGACGAUGAUGCUUUCGCUCGUGGGCUCCUGGAGCUGAGAAACACACUGAGGGAGGACGGACGAUCUCCAGCUCAAAUAUAUCAUGACAAGACCUCUAAGCCACUCUCUCAAUUACACAUUGGUGCCUUAGUGGAUGUUUGGGAUCAUGCAACUAAUAGAUGGGGACUACUGGGCAUUAUUACAGGUGUUGGCUUCCGCCGUGAUUAUCUGGUGAAGAUGGGCAGCGGACGCACACUGUGGAGGAACCGCAGAUUUCUUCGCAAUCACCAGAACGAGGGCGUGUUCACUUACACGUCACCCAGCCAGUCCCCGCCGAAUGUUGUGGGGGAAAACAUUCCCUCAGUGGAUCAGCCAGAAUCAAGGAAACUACUGGCUGACCAGCAUCUAUCAGCUUCCCCGCCUCUUCGUCGCAGCACUCGGCACCGCAGAGAACCCGACCGAUUAGCAGUUCGUUGGGGUACACCUACCUACGGAGACGAGGAAGAAGACGACCGUGAUGUUCCGGACAACCCUGUCAUCUCGGGGGAGGUGUAUGAUAGCAGCGUGAAAGAGAAGAGUGAAUGA
Molecule: messenger RNA, 738 nt
Organism: Portunus trituberculatus (swimming crab)
Lineage: Eukaryota; Metazoa; Arthropoda; Malacostraca; Decapoda; Portunidae
Exons: 2
Coding region: 1-738 (245 amino acids)
Biological process (GO): DNA integration
Molecular function (GO): nucleic acid binding
Source: RefSeq, a predicted model, not a curated record